Molecule: messenger RNA, 1321 nt
Organism: Caenorhabditis sp. 36 PRJEB53466
Lineage: Eukaryota; Metazoa; Nematoda; Chromadorea; Rhabditida; Rhabditidae
Source: the annotation of a GenBank genome assembly
AUGAGCUUCGGAGAUCAGAAUCCGACGUUUGACGAGCUGAUGGAAGUUGUGGAGAAACAGCAGGAAGUAAUCGAGAUAUGCGAGCAGCAAAUGGAGGCGAGCCGGAUGGAAUCCCGGAAAUUGGCCGAAGAGGGAGAGAAGAAAAGCGAGAUUAUCCGGAUUCUGGAGGAAGCCGGCGAUCUGUUGAGAGCAGAGAUCGACGCAUUAAAAGUGAGGACAGAAAGUGUUUAUAGUUUAGAGAGUGUGACGUAUUGUUUUGGUUCUGAGCAGAAAUAAAUAAACAAACAACAAUAGGAUGAUUACAGAGCGAGAACAAACAGUUGGAGCAACGGAAAAAGGAGGAAAAGGACGGGAAGGGAACGGAGAGCGAACUGGGAACUGUCGGAGAAAUGCGAAUGAGAUGCAAAGAGGUAACUCAAGUUUUUCAGAUUAUAUUGUUGCAAUUGUGGAAUUUCUUGAAAAUAUUAAGCAAAUUUUGGUUUUUGUGACCGAAUUGGAAAAUUUCUCUCAGACCGAAACUCUGCAGACUGCGGGUCAAGAAUCUUGCGAGUUUCAAACCAGUUUGCCCAGUCCCUUGCAAAUCUAGAGUUUCUGGUUAUCUGAAGCUGAGAAAUUAUUGGUCGAACCCUCUUUUUGAAGCAGCAACUUUUACAGUUGAACUACGAACUGGAGCGGCUGAAAACGCGUCAGUCGUCGCUUGAAGUGGAACUGGAGACCGAAAAGAAGAACCACGGAUUUGCGCGAUCCGAACUGGAAGAGGAGAAACGGCUGAGAUCGGAGGAAAAGAAGCAGGCGAACGAGGCGAUCGAAUCGAUGAGAACGGAAAUGCGAGAGAAUUGGCAUAAGCAGCAGGAGACGUUGUCGACGAAUCAGAUGGAAAUUGCGAGAAUGAGGACCGAGUUGGAGAUAAAAGAGCAACGGGAGAAGCAGUUGGAAAGGCACUACGAGGAUAUAAUGGACGAAAUCACGGAGACGCGGAAGGAGAAAGCUUCGGCGAUGGCCAGGAACACGGCGAUGUCGGCCGAGAAUGCAGAGUUACGGGCCAAAAUUCAGCAGUUGAGAGUGAAAUUGCCACGUAGUGAGCAUGAUCUAGAGGAUAUGAGCAAGUUGCUCGCAGAUCAGAGCCAUCUGAUUUCCGCGUUGAGAGAGGAAGUGAAGUUGUUGGCGAGGAAGUUGGAGUCCGACGCAAGGGACCACAGGUUAGAAGGGAGGGAGCGGUUACGGUACUCAUCUUUCCAUUUCCAGACAAAGUAUCAAAGUACUGAGACACGAGAAGCGGGAGCUAGAGGCCAGAAUCGAAAACUUUUUACAUGUUGAAUAA